Messenger RNA from Coregonus clupeaformis (lake whitefish), 811 nucleotides. RefSeq names its product piggyBac transposable element-derived protein 4-like. The transcript is spliced from 2 exons. The record is from RefSeq and is a predicted model, not a curated record. The coding region runs from base 155 to 811 and encodes 218 amino acids. NCBI's taxonomy places the organism in Eukaryota, Metazoa, Chordata, Actinopteri, Salmoniformes, Salmonidae.
AAUUAAUUAUUACCACACAAACCAUAUUCUGAUAAUUAUUUAUUGAUACAAGUGGCACGUGCUGGCAGUCAAUCACGUAACCUCUGACACUCAAUCAGAGCCAUUCAGUGUUGUUUAUGUAUGUAGCUAGUGGGCUAAGCUGUAGCAUUUAGCGAUGUCUUUCAAAAGGAGACAACUCACAAAUGUGGAAAUUCUGGAGAUUUUUGUAAAUUCUGACAGUGAGUCUGAAAGUCAGAAAUCUGAUUCUGACCGUGAGGAGCUGCUCCCCAACCUUGUGGCCAUUGAGAACCCUGAAUCUGAGGACCCCUUGUCCACCGACGGAGUCCCAGGUUCCCCUGAAGAUGCUGGUGGUGAUGGAGGCAGACCGACAGUGGAUGAAGUACACGAGGUCUGUGGUAGCUGCCAUUUCACCACUCCUGGCCCUGCUGUUUGCUUUGAUGAGUCCCAAUCUGGAGUGCAAAGCCCCUUGCUGUCUCCCUCUGAGGCAGAGUGCUUCAAGCUGUUUCUGACAGAGCAGCGAGACAUAGUGGACGAGACAAAUCGCUAUGCCUUGAAGCUACAGGAGAAGAGAGAGCCAGAAGUGAUGGGGAAGCUCGCAAAGUGGGUGACAACCACAAUUACUGAAAUGUAUACCUACCUGGUGGCAGUCCUUCUCAUGGGAAUAGUGAAGAAGAACUCCCUAAGGGAUUACUGGAGCAUGGAUCCUAUGUUUGCAACUCCCUUCUUUGCCACCCUCUUUUCUCAAGACCGCUUCCUGGUUCUGCUGCAAUGCCUGCAUUUCGUCAACAAUGCUACUGCCAACCUACAGUGA